AUGUCAAAGAGAAAAUACGAAUCCGAACAAACUAAUGUUAAUAAUAAUGAUCAUGAACCAACUAAUAUUGAAAAUGAUAAUGAACCAACUAAUACUGAAAAUGGUAAUGAACAAACUAAUAGUCAAAAUAAUAACGAACAAACUAAUAUUGAAUUUGAUAACGAACAAACUAAUAGUGAAAAUGAUAACGAUCAAAGUAAUAUUGAAAUUGAUAACGAACAAACUAAUAGUGAAGAUGAUAACACACCUUUAAACAUAUAUGAUCCAAGUAGAUGGAAUAAUAUUAAUACUAACUUAAGAGAUUUAAUCGUAGAAAAGGGUCCUAUUAAGAUUUAUGAUUUUAAAUUUCCAAAAGAUCAACAUUCAAGAAGCUUUAGUACAUCUCUUUAUAUGCAAAAAAUACCAAAUGGAGAAAAAUACGAACGAACAUGGUUGGUUUAUUCCAUAGAUGUAGAUAGAGUUUUUUGUUUUUGUUGUAAAUUAUUUAAUGUGGAUACAUCUACAUGUUCGUUAGCACAUAAAGAAUUUGAUCUUAUUAUGCAAGAACAUAUUAGGAGAAUUAAUGACAAUGAAAUUCAUAAUCAUUAUCUUGGACAUAAUAUGCAAAACGAACUUAUUAGUUUAUUAGGAGAAGAAGUUAAAACUAAAAUUAUUAAAAAAGUAAAAGAUGCUAAAUACUUUUCAAUAAUACUUGAUUGUACUCCUGAUACAAGUCAUAAGGAACAAAUGUCAAUUAUCUUACGAUGUUUAGAUCUUUCAACCACUCCAAUAGAAGUUAAGGAGUACUUUCUAGGAUUUUUAGUUGUAGAUAAUACAACCGGUAAAGGCUUAUAUGAUGCUAUAAUUGAUGAAAUUAAAAAUAUAGGACUAGAUAUAAAUGAUGUUAGGGGUCAAGGUUACGAUAAUGGUUCAAAUAUGAAAGGAAAACAUCAAGGUGUACAGAAACGAUUGUUAGAUAUUAACCCUAGAGCAUUCUACACUCCUUGUAGUUGUCAUAGUUUAAAUUUAGUAAUUUGUGAUAUCGCUAAUUCGUGUGAAAAUGCUAGUGAAUUUUUUGGAGUUAUACAACGUAUAUAUACAAUAUUUGCUUCAUCAACUCAAAGGUGGAAAAUAUUACAAGAUAAUAUAUCAAACCUAACACUUAAAUCAUUAUCGCAAACUCGUUGGGAAAGUAGGGUAGAAAGUGUAAAAGCAAUUAGAUUUCAAGCACCACAAUUAAGAAAAGCACUUUUACAGUUAUCUAAAAAUUGUGGAGAUCCAAAAAUUAAAAGUGAGGCUAAAUUUUUAGCUACAUCUGAACUUGAAAAUUAUGAAUUUUUAUUAGGAAUGAUUAUUUGGUAUGAUGUUUUGUUUGCUAUUAACACUGUUAGUAAAAGUUUGCAAUCAAAUGAUAUGUGUAUCGAUGAUGUUAUAGAUCAACUAAAUGAACUUUUGUGUUUCUUUGAAGAAUAUAGAGAAAACAGAUUUGAAAAGGCUUUAGAUUAUGCAAAAGAAUUGACUUUAGAAAUGAAUGUAAAACCAGAAUUUCGUGAAAAGCGUAUCAUUCAAAGAAAUAGACGAUAUGAUGAAAAUGUUGCUAAUGAAACUAUUAAAACUCCUAUUCAAUCUACAAUGUCACAAGAAAGAUUAAAUGGAUUAGCAAUUUUAUCAAUUGAAAAACAGUUAGUAAAAGAAAUUGAUUAUGAAAAUUUCAUUAAAGAAUUUGCAUCUAAAAAAGCUAGAAAAAUUAACUUUACGUCAUAA
Lactuca sativa (garden lettuce) is the source of this 1743-nucleotide messenger RNA. RefSeq lists its product as uncharacterized. The record is from RefSeq and is a predicted model, not a curated record. NCBI's taxonomy places the organism in Eukaryota, Viridiplantae, Streptophyta, Magnoliopsida, Asterales, Asteraceae.